AUGAAGGGUCACCUAAAACCUUUACUAUUGACCUUGAUGAUUGAAGGUCACGAGGUGAACAAGGUAUUGGUUGAUGGAGGUGCGGCUGUGAAUAUCUUGCCCAAGACAAUGCGAAAGAGGUUUGGGAAAUUGAUGACCGAUUUGAAGCCUCAUAAUAUAUUGAUCUCAGACUAUGCGGAAAAGUCUUCACACCCUAAAGGUAUGAUUCUGCUCGAUGUGCAGAUUGGAAGUGUGAAGAGGAUGACCAUGUUUAUCGUAACGCCAUCCAAGGCGAAUUUUAACGUCCUGCUAGGUCGAGAGUGGAUCCAUGGGGUAGGAGGUGUUCCUUCCACGGUGCAUCAAAAGAUCUUCUUCUGGAACGAUGAUGAAGGGUUGGAGGUUCUAUAUAUAGCAAAGGGAAGGUAA
This is a messenger RNA of Cajanus cajan (pigeon pea), 405 nucleotides long. Lineage: Eukaryota; Viridiplantae; Streptophyta; Magnoliopsida; Fabales; Fabaceae. The record is from RefSeq and is a predicted model, not a curated record.